AUGGCCCUGCAGCUCUCGGCAUCCGCGUCGCCGCCAGCACCGCCGAUAGGGCAGCCCGGCUGCAACACCACCUGCGGGAGCGUGAGCGUGCCGUACCCCUUCGGCUUCGGGCACACCCACUGCUACUGGCCGGGGCUCAACCUCACGUGCGACACCACCCACGGCGGCCCCCCGCGGCUGCUCCUCGGCGACGGCACCAUCCGUGUCACCGACAUCUGGGUCUCCGGCUCGGAGCCGACCCUGCGCGUCGUGCGCGAGGGCUCCCUCGUAAACUCCUCCUCAACUGCCGCCGGCGGCGGCGGCGGGUGGAGCGCCUCGUUCGGCCGCGGCUUCACGGAGCACGGCUACCUGCUGUCGUUCGACAACGAGCUCGUCGUCUUCGGGUGCAACGUCGUCGCAACGCUCCUGGCCGACGGCAUCGGGGGACCGAAUUCGAACAACACUGCUGGGAGAAUCACCGGAUGCGCCAGCCAAUGCGCCAAGAAGUUCAAUAGUGGCGGCGAAUUCUUCAUCGACACUGGGGACGUGGAGGGCGUCCCGAGCGGCGAUUGCUCCGACGGAUCCUCGGGGUGCUGCCGGUAUCCGCUCACCAUGCCCGCCCCGCCCACACAAGUGCAGGCCGUGCAGCUCUACAGCGGGAGCGACGACGCCGUGGAGGCGGCCGAGAACCAGCUGCCCGUGAACGUGUUCGUCGCCGAGAAUGGGUGGAUCGGCAACAUGUCGACGCGCGCCGACGAGGUCGGGGAGGUUCCCUUCGUGCUCAAGUGGAGCGUCACGCGCGACCUGCCGCCGGGACCGGAACUGGACGACCGGAGCCGGUGCGCCGACCACGUACGCCGCGCGCUGUGCAAGAGCAUAAACAGCUUUUGCUGGAACGCCAUCCCAGGCCCAGGCUAUACCUGCCAAUGCGAGGUUGGUUACGACGGCAACCCUUACCUCGCCGGCGCCGGCGGCUGCAAAGAUAUCAACGAGUGCGACUUCUCGAGUGAAGAGAAUGGGUGCUUCGGUGAAUGCAUCAACACGAUCGGCUCAAUGUACUGCCGGUGCCCGCAUGGAACCUAUGGCAACCCCGGCGUCAAAGGUGGCUGUGCCAAGGUCAACCCCACUACAGGUCACUUAUCCAUUGUUUUGUCUAAGUUCAUCAAGAAAAACAAAAUUGCUUUGUCAGCUGCCAGUGGCCCGGUGCUCCUUCUCUUGGGUCUUGGCAUAAUGUUAAUACCCCGUAAGAUUGAACAACACAAGAUGAAAGUGCUGAAGCAAAAGUAUUUCAAGCAAAACCGCGGACAAUUGUUGCAGCAGUUGAUGUCGCAAAGAGCGGAUAUUGCCGAGAGGAUGAUCAUACCAUUGGAUGAGCUUGCAAAGGCGACAAACAAUUUCGACAAAGCUCGUGAACUUGGUGGUGGAGGACAUGGUACUGUUUACAAAGGAAUUUUAUCGGAUUUGCAUGUUGUAGCCAUCAAGAAGUCAAAGAUUACAGUCCAAAAAGAAAUAAAUGAGUUCAUAAAUGAGAUGGCAAUUCUCUCACAAGUCAAUCACAAGAAUGUGGUCAAACUCUUUGGUUGUUGCUUGGAGACUGAGGUGCCAUUGUUGGUUUAUGAGUUUAUUUCCAACGGAACCCUUUAUCACCAUCUUCAUGUUGAUGGGCCAAGGUCACUAUCAUGGGGCAACAGGUUAAGGAUCGCCACAGAAAUAGCUACUGCUCUUGCCUAUCUUCACUCGGCAGUUUCAAUCCCAAUAAUCCAUAGGGACAUCAAGUCCACUAACAUACUUCUUGAUGAUACCUUGACAGCAAAGGUAUCAGACUUUGGAGCUUCAAGGUACAUUCCUAUUGACAAAACAGGGUUGACAACAAGGGUUCAAGGGACAAUAGGAUACUUGGAUCCAUUGUACUUUCAGACCAAUCGACUCACUGAGAAAAGUGAUGCCUACAGUUUUGGAGUAAUUCUUGUAGAGCUCCUUACUAGAAAGAAGCCAUCUUCAUAUCUGUCACCUGAAGGUGAUGGCCUGGUUUCUCAUUUUCUAGACCUACAUGCCGAGAGAAAUCUUGUCGAGAUAAUAGAUCCACAAGUUAUAGAGGAGGGAGGCGAAGAAGUCCAAGAAGUUGCUGCGCUUGCAGCUUCAUGUAUAAACUUAUUAAGAGGUGACGAAAGGCCAACAAUGCGACAAGUGGAACAUACACUAGAGGGCCUUCGAGGUUCCAAGAUGCGUAAGAAUCAUGGUAUGGUAGCAGCAGAUUUGGAGAAUGAUAGCAUCGAGUUUAGAGCUUCGUCAUCAACAAAACAAGGACAAGGAUUUGAGGAAUCAAGCAGAAGAUACAGUUUGGAGCAGGAGAUGAUGAUGUCUGCAAGAUACCCUAGGUAG
This is a messenger RNA of Panicum virgatum (switchgrass), 2361 nucleotides long. Its product is annotated as wall-associated receptor kinase 5-like. Lineage: Eukaryota; Viridiplantae; Streptophyta; Magnoliopsida; Poales; Poaceae. Gene Ontology annotation, cellular component: plasma membrane. Gene Ontology annotation, biological process: cell surface receptor signaling pathway; protein phosphorylation. The coding region runs from base 1 to 2361 and encodes 786 amino acids. Gene Ontology annotation, molecular function: protein serine/threonine kinase activity; calcium ion binding; ATP binding. The transcript has 3 exons. The record is from RefSeq and is a predicted model, not a curated record.